This is a messenger RNA of Penicillium riverlandense, 1011 nucleotides long. RefSeq lists its product as uncharacterized. Gene Ontology annotation, cellular component: endoplasmic reticulum; SNARE complex. The record is from RefSeq and is a predicted model, not a curated record. NCBI's taxonomy places the organism in Eukaryota, Fungi, Ascomycota, Eurotiomycetes, Eurotiales, Aspergillaceae. Gene Ontology annotation, molecular function: SNAP receptor activity. The coding region runs from base 1 to 1011 and encodes 336 amino acids. The transcript has 2 exons. Gene Ontology annotation, biological process: retrograde vesicle-mediated transport, Golgi to endoplasmic reticulum.
AUGGCCGCAUACGCUUCCCCAGCAGGGGACCCCCUCCAACUCAGCCUCCUCAAUUUAUCUCGCCUUUUCACCCGACUAGAGCACAACCUGCUUUCCCCGGCGACAGACCACAACACCCUCCGCCGAUCCGAGUACCAGCGCAUGCGCGUGAGCAAGAAUGUCGAUUAUGCCCGCACCCUCCUCACGCAGCUCGAGCGCUCGCUGCCUCAACUAAAACCGCCGGCCCGGAGACACGACGCUCAGUUGGAGAUAGCGCGGGAUCGGGCACUGCUGAAGCGCAUGCAGAGUGUAUUGGACGAGGCGGAGGAUCGCGCAGAAGAUGAAGACGAGGAUGAGGAAGAAUGGGGAACUUUAUUUUCUAAGCCUGUCGCGGAGAAGGUUGUUUCUUCGAUACCAUCGACAGGUCACCCAGAGCGGGUGCGGAUACACGAUCAAAGGGGAGGCGAGGAUGACGAAGACAUUGAAGAGGAGGUGGAAUCAGAAGGGGAUAUACCGGUUCCCGACACCACUGUCCUCCCAACAACUACAUCUACAACGGCUGCCCCUCCAACAGCAACACCCCCAACCUCCACCCUCCGCCACCGACAUAACACCUACGAGCCACCAUCAACAACAACAGCCGCAAAAGCAAAAGCAACAGGAGCGAGCAUCUCGUCCUCACGACCACCACCACCCGACAACCUCGCCACAGCAGAGCAAGAUCUUUCCUCAGCGCGCCUGGAACAAGAGGACCUAACGAGCUCGCUGCUCUCGCUGGCCGGCCAGCUCAAGGCAUCGUCAAAGUCCUUCCAGACAACGCUGGAAAGCGAAAAGUCGGUACUAGAUCGGGCAGUGCAGGGGAUUGACAAGACAAGUACGACGAUGGAGGCGGCGGGGAAGCGAAUGGGGAUGCUGCGGCGCAUGACGGAGGGAAAGGGGUGGUGGGGACGGAUGAUGCUGUAUGCGUGGAUCUUUGGGCUGUGGCUGGUGGCCGUGUUGAUUGUCUUUGUUGGACCGAAGUUGCGCUUUUAG